AUGGGAAGACUUCUCCCGAUUACGAGCUUCUAUUUGUACUUGGAGACAACGCAUCCAGACAUCGUGCGCCGCGUACUCUUAGGCCAAACGUACAAAGGACGCAAUAUGCGGCUGCUGAAGGUCGGUCGUCUCGACGCCAACGGAGCAUUCAGUGAUCCCACUAAACCAUCCAUCUGGGUGGACGGAGACAUCCAUGCACGCGAGUGGAUCUCGAGCGCCACGGUGACCUUUGUGCUUAACCAGAUGGUGACAGGCAGCAGUAACAAAUGGAUGUACGAGAAUCUGAACUGGUAUUUUGUGCCUAUGAUCAACCCGGUGGAUACGACUACAGUUGACAGACUCUACACCCAUAAAACCGUAAUAGCUCUUAUGGCAUUCGGCUUCGAUGAGUUUUUCAUCGUUUUGCGCAUGAAGGACCGUUUGUGGCGGAAAACCAGGAGGAUUGAUCCAUUUAGCGAAUGCAUGGGUGUGGAUCCCAACCGAAAUUACGACUUUAUGUGGCAGAAUCCCUGCAGCCUCACCUACGGCGGCGCGUCGCCCUAUUCCGAGCCGGAAUGUAUGCUUAUCUUCGAAAAGAUUCUGGAUUUUCGGCGGGAAUUGCGGGCCUUCCUGACCUUUCAUUCCCACUCCCACUUGCAGUCCUCUUGUCUCCACAGCGAACUGGCGGAAGUCCUGCAAAAGUAG
Paramacrobiotus metropolitanus is the source of this 684-nucleotide messenger RNA. RefSeq names its product zinc carboxypeptidase-like. Gene Ontology annotation, biological process: proteolysis. Gene Ontology annotation, molecular function: zinc ion binding; metallocarboxypeptidase activity. The record is from RefSeq and is a predicted model, not a curated record. Bases 1 to 684 code for a protein of 227 amino acids. The transcript is spliced from 6 exons. Lineage: Eukaryota; Metazoa; Tardigrada; Eutardigrada; Parachela; Macrobiotidae.